AUGGAGAUUGUAGCCCAGUUGCAGAAACAGUUCAUCGACUUCUCAACUUCUCUUUAUCGUGAGGGGUUUUUGGAUGAUCAAUUUGUGCAGCUGCAGAAGCUCCAAGAUGGGGACAACCCAGAUUUCGUAGUCGAAGUGAUAUCGCUUUUCUUCGAGGAUUCCGAGAAGCUUAUAAACAAUUUAGCGAUUGCACUUCAACAGCCGGUUGUCGAUUUUAAGCAGGUUGAUGCUCAUGUUCAUCAGUUCAAAGGUAGCAGUUCCAGCAUAGGUGCACAAAGGGUGAAGAAUUCUUGUGUUGCUUUCAGGAACUUUUGUGAGCAAAAUAACCUUGAUGGGUGUAUGAUGUGUUUGCAACAAAUAAGAAACGAAUACCUUCUCGUGAAGAACAAGCUGGAAACUUUGUUCCGGCUUGAGCGGCAAAUUUUGGAAGCCGGUGGGACAGUUCCAACAAUAGCAUAA
Messenger RNA from Striga hermonthica, 459 nucleotides. The record is from the annotation of a GenBank genome assembly. Lineage: Eukaryota; Viridiplantae; Streptophyta; Magnoliopsida; Lamiales; Orobanchaceae.